AUGGGGGCAUUUUUAGACAAGCCUAAAACAGAGAAGCACAAUGAAGGUGGCGUUGGCAAUAGACUGCGUUACGGCCUUAGCAGCAUGCAAGGCUGGCGGGUGGAAAUGGAAGAUGCACAUACAGCGGUAGUCAGUAUCCCCCACAACUAUCUCAAAGACUGGUCCUUCUUUGCCGUGUUUGAUGGUCACGCCGGAGCUAGAGUGUCCGCUGUUUGCGCAGAGGAACUACUCGAACAUAUAACUCAGAAUGAAGACUUCCGAGGCAAGCUAGACGUGACUGAUGGCACCGAAAUUCAGCCUUCCAUUGAAGAUGUAUUUGCUGGGAUCAAGAAGGGCUUCCUGAACUUAGAUGAGAAAAUGCGUUCCAUGCCGGAGGUAAUCAGCGGAGAAGAUAAAAGUGGAUCAACGGCUGUGUGCAGCAUCGUGUCACCUAAACAUAUCUUCUUUGCCAACUGCGGAGACUCGCGCGCAGUGCUGUGCCGUAAUGGGAAGUGUGCGUUUGCUACAACAGACCACAAACCUGUUAAUCCUAUAGAGAAAGAGCGUAUACAGAAUGCCGGGGGCAGCGUCAUGAUCCAGAGGGUGAAUGGCUCUCUAGCAGUGUCUCGAGCACUGGGUGACUUUGAGUAUAAAAACGUGGAGGGCAAAGGUCCAUGCGAGCAGCUAGUGUCUCCAGAGCCAGAGGUUUUUGUGGAGGAGCGCAACCCUGACGACCAGUUCCUGGUUCUGGCCUGUGAUGGCAUCUGGGAUGUUAUGUCUAAUGAUGAACUCUGUGCAUUCAUAGAGCAUAGGAUGAGGAUCACCAGCAGCCUGGAGGAGGUGUGUAACCAAGUUGUGGAUACCUGCUUAAUGAAGGGCAGCAGGGAUAACAUGAGUAUUGUGUUAAUAGCUUUUGAGGGGGCACCUACAGUAUCAGAGGAGGCUGUCAAAAAAGAUAAAGACCUUGAUGAGAGGAUUGAGAAAAAAGUCAAAGAAAUUCUUGAACGAGAACCUCAAGAAAAUCAUGACUUUGGAUAUGUUUUGCAUUCGGUAGCUGACGACUUACAUGAUCAGUUUCCCCCAGGUGGGGGGUUUCAGUGCAAAAAAUCAGUUAUUGAAAGUGUUUACCAUAAACUCAGGCCAAAUGACGAACAAGAUGAUGAUCUGGCAUGA
Candidula unifasciata is the source of this 1152-nucleotide messenger RNA. Lineage: Eukaryota; Metazoa; Mollusca; Gastropoda; Stylommatophora; Geomitridae. The record is from the annotation of a GenBank genome assembly.